Daphnia magna is the source of this 1227-nucleotide messenger RNA. Its product is annotated as calcineurin subunit B type 2. Gene Ontology annotation, molecular function: calcium ion binding; calcium-dependent protein serine/threonine phosphatase regulator activity. The transcript has 6 exons. Bases 150 to 662 code for a protein of 170 amino acids. The record is from RefSeq and is a predicted model, not a curated record. Lineage: Eukaryota; Metazoa; Arthropoda; Branchiopoda; Diplostraca; Daphniidae.
UCGAGAUUUGACAACGGUGCUCAAAAUGCAAAAAAAGAAGGAAUUUUAGCCUGCAGUUGAUUUCUAGCUCGAGUGCAUCCACUAGUGGUUCAGUUACCGUCGUAUUUUCAAUUCUAAUUGUCCAGAUAACCACUUGAAAUCAAAGAACAAUGGGCAAUGAAAGUUCACUUCCCAUGGAGAUGUGCUCAAACUUUGAUGCUGAUGAAAUCCGUAGAUUGGGAAAGCGUUUUCGGAAACUAGAUCUUGACAACUCUGGUUCUCUCAGUGUGGAUGAGUUUAUGUCUUUGCCGGAACUUCAGCAAAAUCCAUUGGUUCAGAGAGUUAUUGACAUAUUUGAUCAAGAUGGCAAUGGAGAAGUUGAUUUCAAAGAGUUCAUUCAAGGUGUAUCACAGUUCAGUGUCAAGGGAGACAAGGAGUCAAAGCUUCGUUUUGCUUUCCGUAUAUAUGAUAUGGACAAUGAUGGUGCCAUUUCAAAUGGCGAACUCUUUCAAGUGUUAAAAAUGAUGGUGGGCAACAACUUGAAGGACACCCAAUUGCAGCAGAUAGUUGAUAAAACUAUUCUCUUCGCCGACAAGGACGAAGAUGGAAAAAUCUCAUUCGAAGAAUUUUGUGCCGUUGUUGGAAACACAGACGUUCAUAAAAAAAUGGUCGUUGACGUAUAGAAGAAGCUAUACAACACCAAACGAUAUUUUUCAUGCCUGGCACGUGUUGCACUGAGAGUUUCCUGUGGUUCAGCAAGAGUUUUUUUUACUGCGUGUCAUAUCGUCUUCGUGUUGCAUGAGUUAACUUCGAUUGGAUUGUUCAUUUGCCCACUAGUUCUAGCAGGCGGGUCGUCCGGAAUUAUUAUCACAAUUUUUUUAAAUUGCUAUUAUUAUUGUAAGCGGCCACCGUCUGCGGGUGGUUUCCCGGAAAGAAACCACUCUAUUUUUGCGCGCGCGUCUGGUCCCUUAGGUUGUGUCUAGAGCGAAUUUCGACUUUAUCGUUUAAAGUACUGUUUGCCUGCAUUUUCGUAUUUACUUUUUUCUGUUGUGUAUUUCAAAUUGAAAUUUAUAAUUAUUUUCCAAUCACCAUGAAACCAGUCGAUCCUCUUUCUGCUCUUCACGCCCGCUUUGACCCGGUUGGCUUUUUUUGAGUGUUAUAAAAAAAAUAGUCGGUGUAUGGAAUUUUCUAUCCCGUCCUUCAUGACUUCAAAUUUUCUUUUUCAAAAUAAAGAUUUUUUUAACCUGA